AUGGGCGCAGCGCUUCGCUCAGUUGGUGCAAUCGGUCCAUCAGUUGGCCCGCAGCUCAUUGCCGGCGACGAUGCAACGCGAUUUCUUGUUGUCCGGCAUCCUCUUUUCAGAUUCUACUCGGGCUUCAGACAAAAGUUCAAAAAAGCCGAUCCUCUUCAUUUCAAGCUCUUGAAAAAAUCUGGCUAUCUCCGCGAGCGAAACCAGGCUCAUGAAGAAAGUACUGAUGAUGAUAUGACAAUUACUUUCGCUGAUUUCGGGCAUUUUAUUGGCUCGAUGAUUCCAAAAUCGUCAACUUUCAAUUCUCAUUUCAGACCUCAGUUUCAUGCUUGUCAAGCCUGUAAUUACAAAUACGACAACAUCAUAAAAACUGAAUUUAUGAACGAAGAAGCCAACUAUGUCCUCCGAAAAGCAGGGUACGACAUCAAGCCCUGGGAAGGCUUUGUCCAACGAGGCUCAACUCUCGGCGGCAUUUCGAAAGAAAUAAGAAGUGAUAAACUAAAAGAGCAGCUGAGUGCACUCAGCCGCGAAGAUUUAACUGGUCUAGUCAAAAGAUAUGAAAUGGACCUCGAAGCAUUUGGAUACACAGUUGAUAUUGAAAACAAUCUUCUUGGCGGAUGGGACGAUUGA
Molecule: messenger RNA, 627 nt
Organism: Oikopleura dioica
Lineage: Eukaryota; Metazoa; Chordata; Appendicularia; Copelata; Oikopleuridae
Source: the annotation of a GenBank genome assembly